AUGCAGGUUCAUCACGUCAAGUUUGGCCUCGGUCCUCUUCCUCGUGGACCGAAGGUGACUAACAAGAGGAAGCUGUGUGCCCAUGAAGGGUGCCUCAAGCAGCUCGGGACGGGACUCCGUACUGCAUCAGUCACGGAGGUGGCCGUCGGUGCGAAGUGCUGGAGUGCACGAAGAGUGCUGUGGGCAGCAGCGAACGCUGCAAAGCUCACGGCGGAGGAGAAGAUGCACCGUGGAUGCUGUACCACCGCUGCCCGCCCAGNNNNCUACAGUGUAGCGUCGGUGCUGGAGGAACAGAAGGGUGACGUGGAAGGGAUGGAUGAUAGGAAGAGGUUGAAGCAUGCGCUGCAAGCGAGUGACGAAGAGGUUGAUGCGUUUUUGGAUGACCCAGAGUCUAAGAUUGUAACUGACAAUGCCGGCAGGAUAAUCGUCAUGGACGAAAACUUCAUCGUUGAAACUUUGGAUUUGGUCAGUCUUCGUGUCACCGUCCGCAUCACCGCUUAUCGUCAGAUACUCUCAGUGCUCCCAGACUGUUGCGAUGCCGCCUCUGAAGAGGAUGGGGGCCGCAUUCACGUUGAUGUUGAGGAGUGUUGGCAAGCAUUGGAUUCGGUCUGCGACUCUGAGGCUAGACCGACGCCGCCGCUCAGCGUCGUAGCCCGUCUGCUAGCAUCCAUCGCGACGGCGAAUACGGCGAAGUCGCGAACUAACAUCGAGUUAGACGAGGGGAGGAUUCGGGUCGCUCGAGCGGCCCAGAUU
Molecule: messenger RNA, 753 nt
Organism: Perkinsus marinus ATCC 50983
Lineage: Eukaryota; Perkinsozoa; Perkinsida; Perkinsidae
Exons: 6
Source: RefSeq, a predicted model, not a curated record